Drosophila serrata is the source of this 1080-nucleotide messenger RNA. RefSeq names its product spermatocyte arrest (gene sa). The record is from RefSeq and is a predicted model, not a curated record. Gene Ontology annotation, cellular component: transcription factor TFIID complex. Lineage: Eukaryota; Metazoa; Arthropoda; Insecta; Diptera; Drosophilidae. Gene Ontology annotation, biological process: transcription initiation at RNA polymerase II promoter. Gene Ontology annotation, molecular function: protein heterodimerization activity.
AUUAAUCAAUAACAAAGAAGGCUUAGAAAGAUAUUUCAACUUGUUUUUCAGAACUUUUUUCCUUGACUUGUGUCACCUCGAUUAUUCGGCAUAGUUUCUUCAUUUCUCUUAUUUUAAUUGUUAAAAUGAAUGCCUACGAUAGAGUCUUGUACAAAGUGGUGUGGAAACUGUUGAUGACCAUUGACUGCAGGGUGAAGAACAGAUUCAUACUUGACCUGCUGGUGGAAGAGUUGCGAAUCAUAAUCCGUUUUAUUGCCACUCGCACCACCAAUGCGUCCAAUCACGCCGGACGCACUGUGCCCACUCUCUUUGAUCUGGAGCGCACCUUUAGGCAGCUGGGAUUUGUCGCGUAUCACGUCAGAGACACUCAGUGCCGCAGUUAUAGCUACCGCCUAGGUGGCCCUGUCAAGUGUCCGGAUCCACAGACACGCGACGAAGACUUCCACAGGGGACCGGAGCCAAUGUUGACGGAGACCAGCAUCCGCGAACUGCCUGUCAGCUCCCACAUCCCUGACCAUUUCCCGCCCUUUCCGGGGGCGCACUCCUUCAAGGGCACGUCGAUAAAGAAAAGUAGGAAGAAAACCUAUUCGGCGGUGCGUAAGGGACAUGCCUUGAACCAGCACUGGACCCAGAGUGCCCUCAAUAAGUUUUACUUGGGCUCUGAGCCGUAUCUCUCGCUGAACGGCAACCACAAGGCGGCGGAGAGCAUCUUCAAGGUCCUGGUUUUGGAUCCUCGCGAGAAAAUGGCCUGUUUGGAUGCGCUAAUGCCACGCAAUGAAAUCUUAAAGAUAGAUGUAUACGAGGACAAGGAUGAGAAAAACCCAUUAGCCUCGCAGUGCCCCUUCCUGAUGGAGCCAAAGAUGGAGAGUACUCACCAAUACGAUGGUAUGGAGGAUAUAAUAAUGCACGUGGAACCCAACGUUAUGGAGAUGGACUCCUCGUCCGAUGACGAUGAGAUUAACUGGUCAAUGCCCGACUGAAAAAUGAAUUAAGCUGCUGCACACGAAAUGCUUCCAUUACACAGACACACAACACAGACUCACGAAAAAGUGUGAGAAAAAUAAAUUCAUUUCAAUUACA